AACCUUGUUAUUUUGCCCACAGACCAUACGAAUGAUCUUGUUACUAUCAUGAUUCAGACAAUGAGAAGAAUGUCUCUAUUGUGGAUGAUUCCCCUAUGGGCUGUGCUCGCCGAGGGAUCCCCGUUGCUACAGAUCAACUCCAGGGAUAUCACGACCGGAAUUGCCGGCACCGGCACACUCGGUCGUCUCGUCUACGGCAUCAUUUCUAUGAUCUCUCUAUUUGGUCUGGCAUUUGCUCUAGGUCUUCGUGUGACCCAAUUCGAGAAGAAGAAGAAAUUGCAGUUCAUGUGGAUCUUGUGUCAAGUCCAGACAGUAUUGGCUCUCGGUCUUGUCGUGUCUGGUGCAAUCCUGGUGUACGGCUUGAACCUCACGACGUACAAACAAUGCCGAGCAUCGAUAACAGUCUGCCUGUUCCUGUAUUUUUCCUCUAAGAUCUUCCUCUACAUUUUCUAUCUAGAACGAGUGCACCUCGUUCGUUCCCCAGAUGUAUUCAAGCGGAGACAUGACAAGAUUUGGGUCAUUGGCAUGAUAACGGUUGUCGGUUUUUUCGGGGGCAUGGCAUUGUGGGCCAUUGCCACGCCUCACGCCAGAAUCGACAUCAAGGACGGCCACUGUCGAAUCGGAAGCGACAUGGUUCCCUCCUACACCACCUUCUCCUCUGACAUCAUCAUCAAUAUCGCCCUCACAGGCGUCUUUUGCUGGCUGAUUUUUCCCAUGCUAUUGAACGACGCGCGCAACCCUUCACAGUGUGGGACUGAAGCAUCGAGACCCGAACGUAUUGAUCGAAAACCGAGUGUCGUCAGAGGUUUACUAACCCGAAAAUCUGCACGUAACGACCAACUUUCUUUGAGCGUGAAGAAGAUGUUGAAGAGAAACAUUAUCGGAUCGGCCUUGACGUUCUUUGCUGGCGCCAUCAAUCUCGUCAUCUACUUUGUCGACGCAACGAGCCAGAUCGCUUAUGUCUGUUUCACACUAUGCAUAGUAGACGUGGUUUUCGGGGUACUGGUCGUACAGUGGUUGACCUUCGGAUCGACUAAAAGCGAUGCUAACACCAUCCGAUCAACAACCAAUACGGCAGCCACUUGCAUGGAAGCCAGGUUCACAAGUUUAUCUAUGCCAGAACCUGUUAUGACACCAUUGAAAUCAUCAAGGUGA
Periconia digitata is the source of this 1155-nucleotide messenger RNA. The record is from the annotation of a GenBank genome assembly. NCBI's taxonomy places the organism in Eukaryota, Fungi, Ascomycota, Dothideomycetes, Pleosporales, Periconiaceae.